This is a messenger RNA of Phycodurus eques (leafy seadragon), 5929 nucleotides long. RefSeq names its product leucine-rich repeats and calponin homology (CH) domain containing 2 (gene lrch2). The coding region runs from base 87 to 2345 and encodes 752 amino acids. The record is from RefSeq and is a predicted model, not a curated record. Gene Ontology annotation, molecular function: protein binding. Lineage: Eukaryota; Metazoa; Chordata; Actinopteri; Syngnathiformes; Syngnathidae. The transcript has 22 exons.
UAGAUUCUGCUGCUGUGCGCUGCUGCUGCUGUUAUCGUUCUGGAAUCAAUUCCUCUUUCUUUUUUAAAAUUUUUUUUUAAACGAAAAUGGCUUCCAGUCAAGGAGGUGUGGGAGCUGUCACGGCGCUCCAGAACCAUCACCACUUCCCUAGCGGACCUCAAUGGAGCCCGGGGAACAGCCAGUACCAGCAGCAGUACCACCAACAGCACCAACAGCAGCAGCAGCAGCAGCAGCAGCAGCAGCACCACACGGCCCGGAGCCUGGAGCGAGCUCUGGAGGAUGCCGUGUGCUCCGGGAUCCUCAACCUAAGCGGGCGGAAGCUGAGGGAGUACCCUGGGGUGAGCUACGACCUCACCGAUACAACACAAGCAGAUCUGUCUAAGAAUCGUCUCUCUGAGGUUCCCCCGGAAGUUUGUCUGUUUGCCCCGCUCGAGUCCCUCAACCUCUACCACAACUGCAUCAAGUGCAUCCCAGAAGCCAUCAUCAACCUGCAGAUACUGACGAAUCUUGACAUCAGUCGAAAUCUCAUAUCCGUUUUGCCCAAACACCUGUUCAACCUUCCGCUUAAAGUUCUGCUUGUGAGUAACAACAAGCUUGUGUCCAUCCCUGAAGAGAUCGGCAAAGCCAAAGAACUGAUGGAGCUAGAUGUGAGCUGUAAUGAGAUCCAGGUGCUGCCAGCCCAGGUCGGGCGUCUCCAUGCCUUACGAGAACUCAACAUUAGGAAGAAUUGUCUGCAGAUUCUUCCGGAAGAGUUGGCUGAUCUGCCUCUUAUUCGACUUGACUUCUCCUGCAAUAAGAUCACAGAGAUCCCAGCAGCCUACAGGAAACUCAGGCAACUGCAGCACAUCAUCCUCGAUAACAAUCCUAUGCAGUCUCCUCCAGCACAGAUUUGUCUCAAGGGAAAAGUGCACAUUUUCAAGUACCUGAACAUCCAAGCAUGCAGGUCGGACAAAAAGCCAGACACACUGGACCUCCCCUCCCUCGGCAAACGCUGUCUUCCACAGCCCCUCACAGAUAGCAUGGAAGAUUUUUAUCCCAGUAAGAACCACGGGCCUGACUCUGGAAUUGGGAGUGACAAUGGUGACAAGAGGCUGUCUACAACAGAGCCUUCAGAUGACGACACCGUCAGCCUCCACUCUCAGGUGUCUGAGACAGCCCGCGCUGAUGCCCUCUCAAUCCUUUCCAAAAUGGACUCUUGCAAAGAUCAGGAUCUGUAUGACUUUAUAGAACCCAACCCGGAUGAGGAUCCUGCUCUGUCAGAGUGCGAUGGACAGCAGAAUUGUCAUGUGUCGUGUAUUAAGGAACUGGAAAAGGUUCUGUCUCACCAAAGCAAAAACAAGGAGAGCUGGAAAGAGGAAUCAGGCUCCGACAAGGAGCAGGUAUUGGAGGAGGAAGAAGAUGAACUAAAGGAGGUGCUGGAUCUGAGGAAGAUUGCCGUGCAGCUUUUGCAGCAGGAGCAGCAGAACAGACGACGGUCCUUAAUUUGCAGAGCGGAAAGUCUCAUCCAUCGACGCAGAGUGACUGGUCGAGCUCACAGAUUCCUAAGUCACUCUGGCAGCUCCGGCAGCAAAGCCAGGCCUCCUCCUCAGACUCGUAGCGCUUCCUUGGAUGAGGGAAGUAGUGGAGCAUCGGUGCUAUGUGGACAGCCGCCGUCAUCCUCCUCCUUUGACGGCAACCUGAAGACGGAUCAGUCAGAUUCAGAGUCCAAAUGGCCGGACGUCCCUCCUGUUCUCAAUCAAAACGAGGAUCGCAAGAGAAACAAAUAUCUGAGAAAAGAUUAUCUCAAGUACAAAUGCCAGAGUGCCCGGAAAAACUGCAGCGGCAAGGACGACUGUGAGGAGAGUGUACGCAACUCUGAUUUCACCACCACUCUCACUGUGUUUGGACUCAAGCCAAGAUCAGCAAGAGGAAGUCAUCAGGAGUUCAGCUCAACUGAGCCCACCUUCACUAUGAGAAGAAAGAUGGAGCAUUUGAGAGAGGAAAUUGAGCAGAUAGGAAUCCUACGACAGAACAUUGAGUCCAGACUGAAGGUGUUGCUUCCAGACGAUGUCGGAGCUGCUCUGAUGGACGGCGUGGUCCUUUGUCAUUUAGCCAAUCACAUUUGUCCUCGCUCUGUAGCCAGCAUCCAUGUACCUUCGCCUGCAGUGCCAAAGCUCAGCAUGGCAAAAUGCCGUAGAAAUGUGGAGAACUUCCUGGAUGCCUGCAAGAAAAUGGGAGUUCCACAGGACAAGCUGUGUCUGCCCCAUCACAUCCUGGAAGAGCGUGGCCUGGUGAAGGUGAGCGUGACCGUGCAGGCGUUGCUGGAUCUACCCGCCAUGAAGCCCACGCAACUAUCAGCCGCUUGACACUCGCCUGUCCAGCCCAUCCCCACUCCCACCUCACCAGGGACCAGAGAUCCCCUCUUCGUGCCCCUAUCAGAAGGCGUGGACCUGGUGGCUCGUGGCUUUGCUUUGUGCCUGACUGAAACAGUAGACUAGAAGGUGAACCUCCUCCUGUCUGUGUGUAUGAUGUCAGACGCUUCCUGUCCAUCACAGCUUUGACCUGUAUCCUCUUCCUACUUCCACCACUGGGACUUUUUGGACUAGACAGUGUCUCUAAAGGAAGUCCCGCUGAUCCCUCUUUCGAUGCCCAGUGAUUAUUGAGCCUACUUCAAGUGCCGUUGUGACAUGUAACGCACUCUUUGAACCCCUUGUCAUUCAUGAACUUAUUUAUAUUCAGUGCUGUUUGCAUUCUUUCUACUCUAUACAGCUAACUUACCUGCCAGUUUGAGCACUCUACUGUUUCAAAUCUUUGCCUUUCAAAAUGCAUGACGACCACAUUUGUUGUUGAAGUCAUGCCAUAGCAAACCUUCUUAAACUAGUGUACAAAUCCUACGCAGUUAGUGUUUAUGAUCACUGUGAUGACAUGUAGCCCACUUUGGUUUCAGAGCAUUUCAGUCAUGUAUUUUAAAAUUUUCUACCAUUUUAAUACUUUGUCACACAAUACACAAAGCAGCUUUUUAUCUUUGCUUUGGAUGCUUUUACCGUGGAAGGAUCCAAACACGACGAGACAACUUACACAAAGCACAAUGUGCACGCACCGUCUCAUAUGCUCAGUCGCGUCAGGGAAAGCAAAAUUAUUCAUGCUUUUAUUGUUGUUUGGCAAUCGCAUGUGUUGUUACAUGUUUUUAUUUUGCAUGUUUGUACCUUGGCCAUAACUCUGAUCAUGAUACCGUCUUGAAUCAGUAAAUUCUCAACCUCAUGUUUACUGUUAUAAUUACAUUUUUGAUUUGACUGCAAGUGCAAAUGGUUGUUUGUUUGUAUGUGCCCUGCGAUUUUAGCUUUUGAUUUUAGAAUGUAGAUUUUAUUUAUUUAUUUAAGGGUUAUUUCUUUGUUUUAUCCAUCCAUCCAUUUUCUGAGCCGCUUCUCCUCACUAGGGUCGCGGGCGUGCUGGAGUCGGGGUACACCCUGAACUGGUUGCCAGCCAAUCGCAGGGCACAUACAAACAAACAACCAUUCGCACGCACAGUCACACCUCCGGGCAAUUUAGAGUCAUUUCUUUGUUUUACUUUAAAAUAUUUUAGCGUCUCACUGACAGAACUCCCUGUUCCUUUAAAAUUAACUUUAUUUGAAGGAAAAGCCACAAUAUAAAAGAUAGAUAAAGAUGACCUGAAAUGAAUGAUAACGACAUGAUGAUCUUCCCAGGAUUUACAGAGGGUUGACUAAGCAUACCCUUCUUUCUUCCUUCUUCCUCACUUUUUUUUUUUGACUCGAACAAAGGAAUUGUUUGUUUUGAAAAAUGUCCAAAUUGUGAUUUCCUCUCUUCCUAGGAAGUGACCCAAACUGUACACUCCACUUAUUCUACUUUUUUUUUUUUUUAAUAGGUUUGUUGAAUUCUGGAAACCUUUUCUCGGGAUUACAUUAUAUGGGAAUGGCAUGGGAAUGUGCAAAACACCAGAUUGGGGAUUGUGUUAUGAGUUAUUACAUUUUCUCACUUAAAGCAAGACCUGUGUAUUUUUUUAAGUGAUCAUUGACGUUAUGUUUGACAAAUAUAUUUAAAUCUGAUGUGCUUGUUCUUCUUUCUCUAUACUCUUUUUGUUUUUUUUUGUUUUGCUCAUGCUUGGAUGUCUCAUGUUUGCUUCCCCUUUUUACGUAUACUGACUAUAUUUCAUGGAAAUAUAAUUAUAAUAAUUUCAAAAUUAUUACUCAUUAAUUGAGUGUAAAACAUAAUCUUUCAUUUCUAACAGUUGGAUAAACAACUUUACUUUAGGACCUUAUCCAUUCAUACAAUACAUUAUAAUCCAUAUCCCUUCAGAAACUGUAGAAGCACUUUUUACAGGAUAGAAAGUCAGUCAUGUCAGAUAAUUCCAUAUUGUAUAUAUUUUGUCUUUUUUUUUAAUUUUUUAUUUUUUUUAACUGUUUUAUAAGUGCAGCACGCUGGGUGACUGGUUAGCACGUCCGCCUCACAGUUCUGAGGACCCGGUUCAAAGCCGGCCUUGCAUGUGGAGUUUGCAUGUUCUCCCCGUGCCUGCGUGGGUUUUCUCCGGGUACUCCAGUUUCCUCCCACAUCGCAUAAACAUGCAUGGUAGGUUAAUUGAAGACUCUGAAUUUCCCGUAGGUGUCAAUGUGAGUGUGAAUGGUUGAUUGUUUAUAUGUGCCCUGCGAUUGGCUGGUGAGCAGUUCCGGGUGUACCCGGCCUCUCGCCAAGAUUCAGCUGGUAUAGGCUUCCAGCUCGCCCGCGACCCAAGUGAAGAUAAGCGGUACGGAAAAUGGAUGGAAGGAAGUUUAUAAGUGAACGUGUUUAUACACCAGUCGAAAGAUACAUUUUGUGCUAGCUCGUCUGAUUGAUCAUGAAUGAGGUAGCAUUUGAGGUGUAUUUAUAACCAUCUACAUAAUUGAAGAGGAAAAAAUAAAUGAAACCAAUUCGUAAGCUACCUCAGGUGUCACAUGUUUUGACUUCCACACCUCACCUCGAUAUCAAGUGUUUUGUUGUCAUUAUUAUUUUAUAAUCCCACAGACUACGCAAUUGAAUUGACAAAGGUCACACAAAAAAAAAGCUGCUUGAGUUAGAGGGGAAGUGAAAGGAUACUUAAUAUUUCAACACGAACUGGAACAAUCUGUUCGUGACUGUCCAUUCUGUUUGCUGAGUUAGAGUGGUUCAUCAUGAAUCAUGUGAAUCAUAUACUGAUGAGUCAUAUUCAGUCAUAAAAAAAAUAAUGGAUCAUACGAAUCAUACAUGGCAUUUCUGAAAUAAUCAUAAUUAUAAUUAAUCAUCAUUGUUGGGAUCUAAAUGAUGCUUUUUGUUUUUGUCCCCUGAUCUAUGACUCUUAAGUGACCAAAUAUUUACCAUACAGACAUUUCCUCCUUUUUGCUUUCGGAACACAAUGAAUUAAGGUGCAAACAAUGAAAUGUAGCACAAUAUUUGUCAAAUAUCUUGUCUUUUGUUUCUCUCGCUUUUUUUUUCAACAUGCAUACUGUUAUAUCCUCCGAGUACCUUUUGCAUCUUGUUCUCAAAAAGGAGCUGAAAGGCAAAAUUCACAACUUUGUAUUUGAUCCUUGAAUCAAUCAAUACGUAUGCAUAUUUUCAAUUACAAUUGGUAUUUUCAACAGUCAGCUUCAUCAUGCUGUUUAUUUUGACUUCAUGAAACCAAGGGAACAUUUCAUGUCCUCACAUGAAACAUUGAAAGACAAUGGUGCAACCAUGAGUCACAGUGACAUACCACACUGCCAGAAAAUUAAAGCUUUGUACACAUUUUUUCCCCCUGUAUUUUAAAGUAGGUCAAUUGCAUGUAAAAAUAAUGAAUGACCGAAGCUCUGUACAUCUCGUCUGUAUAACAUCCCUCUGUUUCUUCCAAACAACAUCAAAACAUGCCCCUCCCUCUUGCUUUUUCCUAAGAAGUCUAAAACUGCACCGAGCAGGCAAGCAUCAUUCACUCGCUUGACACGCACUC